AUGGGCGGCGGCGGCGAACUCACUCCCACCAGCACCCCCUCCUCACCGUCGAGCUCGUCGGAGUCCCUUCCUCCUGAGUUCGCCGAGUACGUGGCCGUCUCGCCGGUCUCCGAUGACGACGGAUCAGAUGAGUGUUGCGUUUGCGACGACGACGAGGUGGACGCCAUCCGUUACCGCCAACUGCGUGAGGCGAAAGAGGUCCACUUCAACCGCCAACUGCGUGAGGCGAAAGAGAUCAUCAGGAGGUAUAAGCCUGGUGACUGGGUUGAAGGAGUUGGCGGCGCAAAGGCUGGACAUUUUCUCUUGCCUGAGAUCACCACAUUGCUGCUGGUGGGCCCUAGAGGUUCUGGCAAGAGCACACUUGUAAACCGAAUUACAAGGGUCUUUGACAAGGAUGAUGAUCCUUUUGCACCAGCUCGAGCACUGGUGUCAUGCAAUUCAAAAUCAAAUGGUACAAUCUUUCUUCGUGAGUAUCCAAUUCCAAGGAAUUCAAAUGCCAUAUGUGUUUAUGAUACACGUGGCUGGUCAAAUGACCCAGAGAAAAAUUUCAAAAUCCUGCAUCAAUGGAUGACAAAAGGAAUAAGCCAUGGGGAGACAACAAUGUGGGAUAAUGAUGAAGGCAAUAAGACAGGGGACAUCAAACCAUUGGGGAGGCAAUACAGUUUUCUUCGUUACAUAACCCGGAAGGUCAAUUUCGUGAUAUUUGUUGUUGAUGGUGUCGCUGUCCUUGAGUCAAUUGAUAGCAACAAUAAAGGAUACACUGAGAUACUCUAUCAAACUUUUAUGUAUCCGUUCUUAUCGAUUGGAGAUGACAAACCUGUUGUUGUUGUCACACAUGGUGAUAGACUAUCGAUACAGCAACGUGCUCAUGUUCAAAAGGAGUUAGCAGAGCUUCUAAACAUUCCUGCCCAGCAAAUUUAUGAUAUACCAGGAUCUGAUGAUUACCAAACUGAUAUGGCUGUAUUGGAUAUGUUACAUUACUGUGUCCGACAUGCAGAGCAGAACCUCCCUGUUAAAUUGAAUUACCAUUUAGAGGUGCUUGGGCGUGAAACUCUUAAUAAAAUGGCAGAGCAAUUGAUGGGCUUAGAUGCAGUCAUUGAAGUCGCCAUUAUUUUCCUAUGCAUUGUAAUCCUUCUGCUUCGAUUUUCAGAUAAAUUGGUGCAGGCAUAG
Molecule: messenger RNA, 1170 nt
Organism: Miscanthus lutarioriparius
Lineage: Eukaryota; Viridiplantae; Streptophyta; Magnoliopsida; Poales; Poaceae
Source: the annotation of a GenBank genome assembly